Messenger RNA from Dipodomys spectabilis (banner-tailed kangaroo rat), 1062 nucleotides. It is a transcript of the gene Shisa4, whose product is annotated as shisa family member 4. The record is from RefSeq and is a predicted model, not a curated record. Lineage: Eukaryota; Metazoa; Chordata; Mammalia; Rodentia; Heteromyidae. The coding region runs from base 16 to 609 and encodes 197 amino acids. The transcript has 5 exons.
CGCCCGACCCCCGCCAUGCCGCCCUCGGGGCUCCGCGGGGCCGCGCCGCUGGCCGCGAUCGCCCUCCUGGCGCUGGGGGUCCCCCUGGCGCUGGCCGGCGAGGACUGCCUGUGGUACCUGGACCGGAAUGGCUCCUGGCAUCCGGGCUUCGACUGCGAGUUCUUCACCUUCUGCUGCGGGACCUGCUACCAGCGGUACUGCUGCCGGGACCUGACCUUGCUCAUCACCGAGAGGCAGCAGAAGCACUGCCUGGCCUUCAGUCCCAAGACCAUAGCCGGCAUCGCCUCGGCCGUGAUCCUCUUUGUGGCCGUGGUUGCCACCACCAUCUGCUGCUUCCUCUGCUCCUGUUGCUACCUGUACCGACGCCGCCAACAGCUCCAGAGCCCAUUUGAAGGCCAGGAGAUUCCAAUGACGGGUAUCCCUAUGCAGCCAGUAUACCCAUACCCCCCGGACCCCAAAGCUGGCCCUGCCCCACCGCAGCCUGGCUUCAUGUACCCACCUAGUGGUCCUGCGCCCCAGUACCCACUCUACCCCACUGGGCCCCCGAUCUACAACCCUGCAGCUCCUCCCCCCUACAUGCCACCACAGCCCUCCUAUCCAGGACCCUGAAGAAUCGCCUGUGGCUCUACUGUUCCUUCAGUGAUGGCAGCUUUGGGGAUGCCCGGUCUUGUUCCUGCAUCCAGCCUUGGGGAUGGGCAGGGGUGUUUUAGUCACUGGGCCCCCAGAUCAAGGCUGAAGGUAGAGCCCCCUAGAAGAGGAAUGGGAGCUGAGCUGGAGCUAGACUAUUUACAUCAGGCGUGUGGGGAGGGGCUUGGGGUCACUGGGCUAUUUUUAUUGGGGAGCUAGGGAGAUGGAUGACAGCCCUGGCUUUAAAAAACAAAAACAAAAAGUCCCUUUGCUCCCAAGGAUUUCAAUCAGAAAGUCAGGGCCCCUCCCAUCUGCCUGCUUUGGGCUGGGGUGGGGGAGGGGGAGGCUCUCUCAACAGCUGGCCGUGACUCUCCCCUCUGGCUGCCCCACUGGCCAGCGCUCCGGCCUGCUGGAUUAAAGCUGUAAAGAUGUAAA